Messenger RNA from Owenia fusiformis, 1104 nucleotides. NCBI's taxonomy places the organism in Eukaryota, Metazoa, Annelida, Polychaeta, Sabellida, Oweniidae. The record is from the annotation of a GenBank genome assembly.
AAAGAUAUUGCUUAGCUAUGAAUCUUUUAUUUUUUAAUAAAUGUGGUGAUGUUGAAAUGAACUGAGAAACUGUAGCCGAUAAUUAAAAACAUAUAUUUUGCACACAUUUGGAGCAAAGAUUUGAGGGAGAAAAAUGUUUGGUAGAAAAAUGCCAAGUGCUACAGAAAAAGCGUUUUUCACUGUUUUUGUUGUUGCCAGCAUCUUCUAUGUGCUCUAUGCUGUCAUGAUGGUACGUCGCUGGGAAUUCACAUUUCCUGUGGAUUACACCUCAAUAACCAAUUGCUCACGAUGUGGAUGCACAGCAAUGAAGAAGCAGCAUUACAUCAUUUUGGCAAUUCCUCGGAGUGGUUCAACUAUGCUUAAUGAUAUUAUAUGUCAGCAUCCAGAUAUUGGAUGCACUGACGAACCUCUACAUAUUGAAGAGUUGCUGCCAAGGGGCCUUAUGGGAGCCUCCUCAGAUAAUGUAAUGCAAUACCUGCUACAAUCGGUUCAUAAACUGGAUUGUAAUAAAGUUUAUGGGUUCAAAGUUUUCACAGACCAUUUAUACGAGGCUAAUAUACCACUCAAAGAUUUGAUCAGGAUAUUGAAUAAACCUAAAAUUAUUUUACUUACAGAAAAAAUAUAUUGGAGUCAUUUGUUUCAUUAAAAAUCAGUCUAAGGACAAAAAUUUGGAAUAUUCACUUGGAUAGCCUGAAAAAAAUUCCUCUCCCAACACCUCAAAAUGUCACCCUCGCUUUGGACGAAUAUGUUUACUGGACAAGUAAAAUUGAAAAGCGCUGGAAGGGGCCUCUUAAGGAGUUUGAUACAUACCCCAAUAAUAUGAAAACCAUGGUGACAUAUACGGACAUAACUGAAAACAGGGAUGUUAUUAUACCAAAACUUGUAGAGUUUUUAGGGUUCAAACCACAGUAUUUUAGUCCAAUGAAUAUUAAAUUGAAUCCAGCGCCGCUGGAAGAUAAAAUUGCAAAUUAUGGGGAGUUCAUGGCUCAGUUAGAGAAACACAAUGUUUCAAUGUAUCUAGAUGUAGCACAAAUGCUUCGAUCAAUUCAUAAAACAAAUGCUCGGAAACAUUGAAUUUGAAAAUAUACUUUGUCUCCACUGCAA